Molecule: messenger RNA, 3327 nt
Organism: Fraxinus pennsylvanica
Lineage: Eukaryota; Viridiplantae; Streptophyta; Magnoliopsida; Lamiales; Oleaceae
Source: the annotation of a GenBank genome assembly
AUGGAUCAGAACUCAUGGCUUUGGAAGAAAAAAUCCACGGAGAAGACCUUAGUAUCUGACAAACAGAAAAGCAGAAAUGAUGAGGAGACUCUUCUGACUGAGAAAGCAGAUCUAGAAAAAGAAAUUAGAAUAUUAAAUGACAAGCUUUCUUCUGCCCUUGCUGAGCGUAAUGCCAAGGAUGAAUUUGCGAAGAAACAGAUGAAAAUUGGACAGGAAGCUAUUGCAGGCUGGGACAAAGCAGAGACAGAAGCAAUAUUUUUGAAACAAGAACUCGAUAAAGUUUUACAGCAGAAGGCAGCCGCUGAAGAAAGAUCGAGUCACUUGGAUGCUGCAUUGAAGGAGUGUAUGCAGCAACUGCGUUUUGUUCGAGAAGAGCAGGAGAGUAGAAGUCAUGAUGCUGUGGUUAAGGCAUCAGAAGACUUUGAGAAAACAAGGAUCGUGUUAGAUGAAAAGUUAGCGGAGGCAGGUGUGAGGCUCGCCAAAUUAGACGCUGAAAAUACUCAGCUCAGUAGGGCUCUCUUGGGAAAGGACAAGGUGAUUGAAGAUCUGAACAAGUACAGAGCUCAGGUAGAGACCGAUUUUAAUGCCCUUUUGUCGAGAGUAGAAUCUACAGAAAAAGAAAAAGCUUCCCUGAAAUACGAGGUUCGGGUUCUUGAAAAGGAGCUCGAUAUUCGGAAUGAGGAAAGAGAAUUUAAUCAUAGAACAGCUGAUGUUGCACAUAAGCAACAACUGGAAAGUGCGAAGAAAAUUGCAAAAUUGGAAUCAGAAUGUCAGAGGCUACGUCUCCUUGUCCGACAGCGGUUGCCCGGCCCUGCUGCUAUGGCAAAAAUGAAGAAUGAAGUUGAUAUGCUUGGAAGGGAUCGGCUUGAAACUCGGAGAAGAAAGUCAAAUCCUUCUCUGGCUGGUUCUAUGGACUUUUCUGUAGAUACCACCCCUGAGACACCAAGCAGAAGGACCAUGUCCCUGACUGAGCGGUUGCAUGCAAUUGAAGAAGAAAACAGAAUUCUUAAAGAAGCCCUUAAGAAGAAAUCAAAUGAACUCCAAUUUUUUGAAACCACAUAUGUGCGUAUGGCUUCCAGAUUAUCACAAGUUGGGGAACAACUUGAAGAAUCGUCAAAGGGUCAAACAACUGCAGAACCAGGGAAGCAUAUGCAUUUUGUUCAGGAACUCACUAUGGCAUCAAUUUCUGAUUUGGACAGUGAUGACAAAGCCAGCUGUGCUGAGUCUUGGGCUUCUGCUUUGAUAUCAGAGCUGGAGCAUUUCAAAAAUGAGAAGCACAUGGGAACACCGUCUCCCAGACCUGUAGGAACUUUAGACACAAAUCUCAUGGAUGACUUUGGUGAGAUGGAAAAAUUAGCAGUAGUUUCUGUGGAUUAUCCAGCUGGAGGUUCCCAUCAUUCCUCGGAGGAAAGUAAUGUAAUUAGUGGUCCAUCGGGGAGUCCAUCUGAUGGGAAUUCUUCAACUGGACCUGGUAGGAAGAUGGUUCCAGUUUAUGAUGGUAUGUCGGAUCUUUUGGUCUCUAGCCAGAAUAUGCAGUCUGAUAAAGUAGCAGGCCAUAAAGUUCCUGGAUGGGUUGGUGACGUGCUAAAACAGCUUUUGUUGCAAAGUCAGGAAACACAGAGAAAUCCUGAUGAAGUAUUGGAGGAUGUCAAAAUUGCUUUGGCACACAUCAAUGAUUUAGACCUCACAACUCUUAAUAACAAAGAAAGUACCCAUCCUGAUGCAUUGUGUUCCCCUGAAGUUAGUGGAUUCAUUUCUCAGAAAUUACCAAGUAAGUCUUCAAACAUUGAUGUGCCUGAUAGUGGAUCUGGAAAUAAUAUAUCACACACAAAGAACGAUGUCCAGAAAUUCCACUCAGGUUUAAGAAUAUCAUUAUGUAAUAUUAUCAAACUCGUUGAAAGAAUAAAUGUAUCGACCUUGGCUAAUUCCGAAGUGGGAUCUUUUUCGGGGAAGGGUGAUAAGCUUUUACCAUAUAAAGAUUCGGAAACCCCAUCAGGCUACAUGGUCCGCGUGUUUCAGUGGAAAACAUCUGAACUCUCUGCCAUUUUACAGCAAUUUGUUCAGACUUGCAAUGAUUUGUUGAAUGGAAAAAUGGAACUUGAACAGUUUGCUGAACAAGUAGCUUCCAACUUAGAAUGGAUCAUGAACCAUUGUUUUUCCCUUCAAGACGUCUCAAGCAUGAAGGAUGCAAUCAGAAAUCAUUUUGAUUGGUAUGAAUCACGAAGUGACAGUGAAGUAGAUAAUGGAUUGAUCAAUUGUUGUGCAGAAUCAAGUAAAAUGCUUCUCCAAAGAGAAGAGAUGCCAUACCUUUCCACAGUUUCUCCUCUGAGUGGUUGUAACAGUUCAUGUCAAGUAGAAGGGCUUCAUCUUAAUCUAAAAGAAGAAUGUAGAAGAUUGACUGUUGAAUUGGCAAACAGGGAAUCUUUAAUUGUGGAUUUGGAAAGAAGGCUUCAAUUAGAAAAUGUAAAGAGUGAAUCCUUCAUGAUUCAACUUCGAGAAACUAGAUCAGAGAUGGAAACUAUGAAGCAAUCAAAGGCCAAAACUGAAGAUCAAGUUGAAAAACACAAGAUGAUGAAAGAAGACCUGGAGUCCCAGCUAGAGGAGGCCAAUCUUGAAUUGAACAAAGCUUGCCAAAAGAUUUCAUUUCUAGAAAAUGAACUAGAAAAGAAAAAUAACUCUUGUGAAAGACUUGAAGCGACGUGCCAUGAAUUGCAGAUCCAACUAAAAAGCAUGACAAGGAAGGAAGUUCCAGAAGACGGAAAGCAGAGGGAAAAGCAACUCCAAAAUGAUUGGGAGUUUAUGGCAGCUUCCAAGAAAUUGGCAGAAUGUGAGGAAACUAUUCUAAACUUGGGUAAGCAACUGGAGGCACUAGCUUCCAUUAAGGACGCUGCCCUUUCAGAUAAGGUCAAGUCUUCUCCAGCUGAUACCAGCAUGCCAACUCCUAGGAGGAGAAUUAACCAGCGAGAGUCCCUACUCGAUAAAAUGCUGGCCGAGGAUAAUGCUCAAACUGGUGAUGAUAAGUUUCCCGAAAUGAAAGAAGCUGUUCAGGAUGUGACUAAUUCUGUUGUUAGGACUGAUGAAACAACAGGGUCUCAGGUGCAGCUCACUAAUUCCCAUGGAAUUAAUAAUGACAAAGAUAAAAGUUCUGUUGGCUCCUUGGCCAUGGUCCCUUUGAACAAAAAACAAAGUGUAAGUUUGUUUAAGAAGCUAUUCUGGAGAAAAAAGAAAGUUGGAGAUGGUGCUGGUGGUGGUGUUACAGUCGUGCCGUCAACCAUGGUGAUUCGAGAAAUAUGGAAAUGCACUUGUGCAGCUAAGGAAACAGCAUAA